CUUGCGCAGAGCUGGAGCCGGAGCUUGGGGUUGCCGUUGGGCGUGCGCGCGAACUCGCAGCCCGGCAUUGCUGCCGUCCCGUCCUGCCGCGGCCCAGCCGGAGCCCUCGCCCACCGCCUCUCCGCGGCCAGCCCCGGCCCGGUCCCCUUGACCCUCAGCGCGGCCCGGCCCCCCGACCCUCAGCCCGGCCCGGUCCGGCCUCCCCGCGGGGUCACGCGGCCGCCCGGGGGACGAUGAACGGAGGAUAAAUGGUGCCCAAGGCAGACAGCGGUGCCUUCCUGCUGCUCUUCCUGCUCGUGCUCACCGUCACCGAGCCGCUGCGGCCAGAGCUGCGGUGCAACCCCGGGCAGUUUGCCUGUCGCAGCGGCACCAUCCAGUGCAUCCCCCUGCCCUGGCAGUGUGACGGCUUGGCCACUUGCGAGGAUGAAAGCGAUGAAGCCGACUGUGCAGAAGUGACCGCAGAGGUGCGUCCUCGCCAUGGGAAGGAGGCCGUGGACCCGCGGCAGGGGCGGGCGAGAGCCGGCGACCCCACACACUUCCACGCGGUGAACGUGGCGCAGCCCGUCCGCUUCAGCAGGAAGUGCCCGACAGGGUGGCACCACUACGAAGGCACGGCCAGCUGCUACAGGGUCUACCUGAGCGGGGAGAACUACUGGGACGCCGCGCAGACCUGCCAGCGCCUCAACGGCUCCCUCGCCACUUUCUCCACCGACCAGGAGCUGCGCUUCGUCCUGGCCCAGGAAUGGGACCAGUCCGAGCGGAGCUUCGGUUGGAAGGACCAGCGCAAGCUGUGGGUCGGCUAUCAGUAUGUUGUCACCGGCCGGAACCGCUCCUUGGAAGGUCACUGGGAGGUGGCGUUCAAAGCAUUUAAGAAGAUUUCUGCUAAGAAACUGCAGAGUGAAGAAAACAGUGAAAACACGGGCGAGUGGACAGGAGAGCGGGGAGCCAGCCCCUGCUGUGGGCGCGGCGCCAAGCAGAGCGCAGCAGGUCGAGACGCCGGCCCAGGGCAAAGGCACCAAAACGCAACCGGCUAUAUUCAAAUCUCUGCAAGUGAUGAUGAAUGCUUCCCUAAGAAGAUUCCGUGCCCAAGAAUAGUAGUACCUAAUGGCAAUAGGAGGGCCUCACGAGCUGCCACCAAACGCUAUAAGGCCUCAGCCUCCCGAGUAGCUGGGACUACAGGUCAGACAUGUGUCGACAUCAAGGACAAUGUGGUGGAUGAAGGAUUCUACUUCACCCCCAAGGGGGAUGACCCGUGCCUGAGCUGCACCUGCCACGGAGGGGAGCCUGAGAUGUGUGUGGCCGCCCUUUGUGAGCGGCCUCAGGGCUGCCAGCAGUACCGCAAGGACCCUAAAGAGUGCUGCAAGUUCAUGUGUCUGGACCCAGACGGCAACAGCCUGUUCGACUCCAUGGCCAGCGGCAUGCGUCUGGUGGUCAGCUGUGUCUCCUCCUUCCUCAUCCUGUCGCUGCUGCUCUUCAUGGUCCACCGGCUGCGCCAGAGGCGCCGGGAGCGCAUCGAGUCCCUGAUCGGGGCCAACCUGCACCACUUCAACCUCGGCCGCAGGAUCCCAGGCUUCGAUUACGGCCCAGACGGGUUUGGCACGGGCCUCACCCCACUGCAUCUUUCUGAUGACGGAGAGGGUGGGACCUUCCACUUCCACGACCCGCCGCCUCCCUACACAGCUUACAAGUACCCGGACAUCGACCAGCCCGAUGACCCCCCACCGCCCUACGAGGCCUCCGUCGACCCGGACGGCGUGUUCUACGACCCUGCAGACGACGAUGCUUUUGAGCCCCCGGAGACCGGCCUGGCGACCCCAGGGGGUGGUGGCAGUGAAGCUUCCUUGCCCCGGUGCCUGGAACAGCCUCUGCCCACGCCGGGGGCCUCUCUGGCAGACCUGGAAGACCCCUCCGACAGCAGCAGCGCCCUGCUCGUGCCUCCCGAGCCCGCCCAGAGUGGGAGCGCCCUGGCUGCAGAGGCGCCACCUGGCUCCGGCCGCCUCAGCCGAGGCUCCCUCAGCACCAUGGUGUAGACGGCCCGGCCGCGUCCGUCAGGCUGUGAGCGCGUCUGCUGUCACACACCAGUCCCUGUGGGAAACUGGGGGAACUCAGCCUCAGCCCGGCCCC
This is a messenger RNA of Microcebus murinus (gray mouse lemur), 2124 nucleotides long. The record is from RefSeq and is a predicted model, not a curated record. Lineage: Eukaryota; Metazoa; Chordata; Mammalia; Primates; Cheirogaleidae.